AACACUGCAAUGGUGCAAGCCAUCCCAACUCACCACAGACCGGCCAAGUAGCUACGAUCAUAGCUACGAUCAUGUGAGACCAGCCAGCAAGAAGAAUAAAGACAAUACGGCUACGCGCAUCUUGAAAAUGUUCUGUGCGCAAUAGAACCGAUAUUUCAGAACCAUUGCAUAUUACGGGAUUACUUCUUCUUUAAAGACCUGGAAGCGAACCUGCUCACCAUCUGAAGACAACUGUCCCAAUUGAAGUGCUAUGGCCCCUGCUGCAGUGAGGAGUCCUAGCCUCAGGCCUUCAUAGUGGACAUUGCCCUAUCAACACACACAGGUGUAGGCCAGGGUCAAGCUCCCGGAGCAGGGAUGAUCACUUCUCACCAGAACGGAGGACCCGGAUAUGUAACAGAGGACCCAAUGGGGCCUGUUAAUGGCACGGAGGGUCCUGGGAGUGGAGCCAAGCUGCAGCAGAGAGAGAGGGCAGUGGACUGCCCCCCUGGGGACAGGGUGGUGAGGUCUGUUAGCAGCAUGGUGCAGGGUUCCCGCUGCAGCGCCCAGAUGGAGAGGAUGCAGCAGUACCAGGAAGAGCUGAGGAGGAAGAGGGAGGAGGACACCAACAAAGGGAAGCAUGAGAUCGAUCUCAACGCCUCGCUCAGGCUCAAGAAGCUGGCCCAGAACCCAGCCAAGACGGGUAUUGACAACCCCACGUUCGAAGCACCUGAGGCGGGCAAGGAGACCAAGAAUGGGAGCCCCCUGCCUGGUGGGGACACGGCUGCGGAGCUGGAAGAGCUGCUGGAGGCCCUACGGCGGGUGCAGAGCUUCCUGGUGGACAGCCAAUCGCAGGCCGACGUGGCCCUGUUGCUGGGCCUGCUGCGCAAGGAGGACUUCCAGAGCGCUUUGGCCAUCCACAGUGCCGUGGCCCAGCAGAUGCAGCCGCGCGGCAGCCCGCCCUUGCCCGUCACUGCCCAGGCCCAGGGCCUCUGCCUGGAGGUGCAAUACAUCCUCCAGUCCAGUCAACAUAAAGAGGGUAUAGAGCUCAGCAACCUCCUCACCUCUCCCCACCUCCAGGCUCUGAUGCAGGCCCAUGACAGGGUGGCGGAGCAGGAGUUGGAGCCAGAGCCAGAAGAGAGUGUGAUUCAGUACAUGGGAGAGACAGUCAAACUGGUGCGGCUCGAGAAGGCCGGCGACAUGCCUCUGGGAGCCACAGUUCGUAACGAGAUGGACGGCGUGGUGGUGAGUCGCGUGGUGAAAGGAGGGGCAGCCGAGCGGAGCGGACUACUGGCCGAGGGAGACGAGAUCCUGCAGAUCAACGGCGUGCCCGUCCGUGGGAAAAACAUCAAUGAGGUCCAUGACCUUCUGACAGAGAUGCAUGGCACUCUGACCUUCCUUCUCAUCCCCAGCUCUCAGAACAAAACUCCCCCACACAGAGAGAUGGUGAUGCACGUGAGGGCCUACUUUAACUACGACCCGUCCGAUGACCCAUACAUGCCGUGCAGGGAGCUGGGCCUGUCCUUCCAGAAGGGAGACAUCCUCCACAUUAUCAGCCAGGACGACCCCAACUGGUGGCAGGCCUACAGGGAUGGAGAUGAGGACAACCAGCCCCUAGCCGGGCUAGUACCAGGGAAGAGCUUCCAGCAGCAGAGAGAAGCUAUGAAGAAACCCAUUGUGGACAGGAAUCCUGACAGCCCAGGGAAGCUCUGGAAGAAGAACAAGAAGCAGAGGAAGAAGACCAUGUGCAACCCCAACAGCAACGCUGACUACUCCGGCGAUGACAUCCUGACCUAUGAGGAGAUGGCGCUCUACCACCAGCCGGCCAAUCGCAAGCGACCUAUCGCCCUGAUUGGUUCGCCCAACAGCGGGCAGGACGAGCUGCGGCGGAGGCUGCUAUCAAUCCAACCGGACAGGUUCUCCGGUGCCGUGCCACAUACAACGAGAAGCCCACGGAUACAUGAGAAGAACGGGAGGGAGUACCACUUUGUGAACCGGCUGGCGUUUGAGACGGACGACGCAGCAGGGAAGUUCAUAGAGUCUGGGGAGUACGCCCGGAACCUGUAUGGCACCAGCAGUGACUCGGUUCAACAGGUCAUCAACUCAGGCAGGAUCUGUCUGCUGUGCCUGCACACUAAGUCACUGCGGGUGCUGCGGUCCUCCAACCUCAAGCCCUAUGUGAUCUUCAUCGCUCCUCCCUCUCAGGAACGAUUGCGCUCCCUGCUGGCCAAGGAUGGCAAAAACCCAAAGCCAGAGGAGCUGAAGGAGCUGAUGGAGAAGGCCUGGGAGAUGGAGCAGGCCUACGGUCACCUGUUUGACACGGCCAUCGUUAACAGCGAGCCAGACACAGCCUUCCACGAGCUGCUGCGGCUCAUUGACAAGCUGGACACAGAGCCCCAGUGGGUGCCAUCCUCCUGGUUGUGCUAGGGGUCAGGGGUGAUGGUUCACCCUAGAGGUCAACCCCAGGGAGCCUCAUGAAGGAGAGUGUGGCCUGGGUCGUGUUCAUUAGGCACCAAAAGGAAGAAAACAGAUUGAAACAGGAAGGGACUACCUGGACUCGUCCAAUAAGAACCACUUGUUUUCGUUUUCAGAAAAUAAGUGAACGUUUCACUACGGUGUACCCUAAUGAACAUGACCCACAGCUCGGGAGGAACGACACUAAAAGGAAGAAUGGACAAUGAUCGCUGAGGCCACCGUUAGACCAUCGUGGAGCCUUGCUGACACAAAAUAGAGGGCCCGUGCCUUCUCUGACCGAAAGGGUGACUUGUCCUUUAACAAGCCUUCUUAUGGAAGGUGGACUUUACUACAUUUGCAGGGAUGGAUACUUUCUUAUAUAUGUUUGUUCUGUCUGUGUUUAUCUUUGUGAAUGUUAUUUUGGGUUUUUGUCAAUGUUGUCAACAUUCCAGAUUCCAGUAGCCUAUGCAAAGACAUUUAUCCAAAACUGUAGAAAACAUAUUUUCAUUUCAUUCCAAUCUCAAUAGUUAUUUAUGAUUGUAAAAUGUGUAUUUUUAGAAGAGAUGGUAAACAAAUGUGGUUUACCAUUACCUCAGACCCCAAUGUAAUGUAUGGUGUGUUUGUGUGUGGUAUAGAAGACAAUGCAAUGCACAGGAACACUAUCUCUCAAUGGAGGACCAAAUUGCUACUGGGGAACUAUGUAACUUUCUCCUAGAAGUGAGAACCAAAGAGGAAGCCGUUGUAUUCUAAAUAUGGUAAGGUACUUGCUGUGUAUCAACGAUUAGUAUUAUGUUGUGAUAUCUUGAGCUGCUGCGCUUGUACCUCACAGACCUCAAGAAUCAUUAAUCAUCAGUAAAGAUCACCUUCAUAUAUAUUGUAGAGUCCGUGUAUCUUGGGGCUUGAUUAAAUCAUUAUCGCCGAAGAUCAGCGCUUUGACGUGCUUGAAGUUGAAAGGUCAUUUCCAAAUGAGCCGACAUAUGCAGCGUUUACUGUGAGUGCAGUCUCCGCAAACAUGGGAACGUUGCCUUUCUAUUUCAAUCGCACUAUAGCGCUGAACUUCGGUGUUACAGAUUGAAUCACGCGCCUAGUUGUUUGUCUGACCACAGACACUAACAGUGUGAACAAUUAGGAGCUUUAGCCUACAUCAACAUAUCAAUUCAUCUGACAAACCUGUUGAGCACUGUUUCAUAAUGGUGGACAUUAAAGUUACAGGAAUCCUAG
This is a messenger RNA of Coregonus clupeaformis (lake whitefish), 3651 nucleotides long. Its product is annotated as protein PALS1-like. Gene Ontology annotation, biological process: protein localization to plasma membrane; generation of neurons; establishment or maintenance of epithelial cell apical/basal polarity. The transcript has 14 exons. Gene Ontology annotation, molecular function: protein binding. Gene Ontology annotation, cellular component: adherens junction; plasma membrane. The coding region runs from base 355 to 2403 and encodes 682 amino acids. The record is from RefSeq and is a predicted model, not a curated record. Lineage: Eukaryota; Metazoa; Chordata; Actinopteri; Salmoniformes; Salmonidae.